Physcomitrium patens is the source of this 7293-nucleotide messenger RNA. The record is from RefSeq and is a predicted model, not a curated record. NCBI's taxonomy places the organism in Eukaryota, Viridiplantae, Streptophyta, Bryopsida, Funariales, Funariaceae.
AUUGUAUUAAAUCAUGCAGGUGCGAGAUGAAAGCGCCGCGGUGGAAUGAAGUGGACGACGCCAAGCUUGUAAUCGCCACAGCCGGUCUCAUCCUUCCCUUUCACAACGCAAUGUCGUCACGUCCUACUUCAAGACUGUCCCGAAUAUUUUGUGGCUGUCGAUCCAUCCCGCUGCAUCAGCUCGAACGCAAUUGCAUGUAGUUGAGCAAGAUAUUAAUAGUCUAUUGUUUCUGGCUCGGAUGUCGAUCAACUUUUGUAAUCUUACUCUGUUAGAGUCCACUUGCAAUUCCAAUUGUUCUUGUUCCGAGUUCCUACUCGACGCACUGUAUGUAAUGGAUUUGGUGCCUCUCAUGUGCUAUUCCUGCUAGUUUUGGAGCUUGUAAGCUACGGCGGUGGUGUGGAAUUAUGGGAGACGAGGGAGUAAGACUUCAUCAUGUGGAGUGUAAGCUAUGAUGUUUAGGGCAUUCUUAGUUCAGACCCCUUCUGCUCCCGAGGGGUUUGAUUGGGUAUGGCAAGAUUGUGACGUACUGCUGGUUUUCAGUUGCGCGUUGACGUCUUUUCGGUGUUGCGUUGCACGACAAUGUGGUUCACGAAAUGUAGGAUCUUCAUUGGUGAACUUGGACAUCAUUCCUUGCCUUGAGUCUUGGAGUUCUUGCCUGCCCCUUCACUUUAGCAGGAUUUCGUCUAGAAUUGUUCCGUGUCUGUCUUUUAAAAUAGGAUUAAAAGAUAUAAACGAUGAUUUCUUGACUCGCAUUUGUAAUUUUGCAUGGAUCAACGUAGUGUGCAGAGUAGAUGCUCUCAGAAAUCCUUGCUCGCUUUCACGUGAAUCAAGUUAAUUUAUCUUAAACAAAAGAGGGGAAUGGUAACAAUGCAGUACAUCUGGAUAUGAUUGCUUCGGUAUCGUAGCAUCAACUAUGAACAGGACUGAAGCCAGAAAUGCAAUUAAGGAUGAAAUGCCAUCAAAACUGCGAGCGAGUGUAGAAAAUCUUCGGAUUCAUUCUUCCGCACGUAUAUUUGGAAUCUUUAGCACAGUUCCUGGUAUCUUCUGUGCCGGCACUGAUAUCAAGGCGCGAUAGAUAUUAUAUGCAAGUCUCAUGUGUCGUGUGCGUUGUGCUCUAACAGUUCCUUCUUCACUUAUGGUUUUCAUUCAGUUGAUUCUUCUCAAACACAUCAAACAUGUAUAAAUCGUAGCUUACCUGGAUCUUUUUUGGGAUUCUUGUUAUUUCCAAAUUGUUCCAGCACGAAAAACUGUUGCUGAGAUGACUAUAUUGGUUUUAUCACGGGAAAGUUGCCUAUGAUAUCUGCUGCGCACUUCUAACUGAUUGUCUUCCUUUCGUUAUUUGGGCUUUGAACACUCUAGAUUUGUGACUUACGCUUCGAAUGGUACACGGUGAAUGUCUUGAAUAUUAUUCAGGGCUUUUAUGGCGUCUCUUUCACUUAGUCUAGAUAGAUUGAUGUAGUUCCAUUCCAAUAAUCAUUGUGAUAGAGAGAGCGGUACGUGGGGGACGUGUGGAAAUGUCAUUAUCUUGUGAUUUUCAUACUUGUGGUACCAUUUACAUUUUCAACCCUGAUACUAUCAAGUCUAACAUUCGCGUGCUUUACUUGUUGCUCUUGUGAGUAAACUUGAGUUAGAAACACAGUCUUGUAUCUUGCAACGUCGAGGAGUACCUCUGAGGAGUUCUAUCUUCUGGUUUUCGUUUUUUUCUUAUUUGGGAAUUGCCCAAGUUGCUUCCAAUUCUCAGGUAUUAUGAAAGAGGCUAUCGCAUUUAACUGUUGGCAUGAUUCUUCUUACAAUACCCAGUUCUCAAUGCUCAGAUUUACUAAUGACGACCUAGCACAGCAGAGGAAGCGGUAUUUAGAUUUUUAAGAAUCGCCUCGCUAUAAUUCCUGGUUUAGCAUCCUCCUUAUUUAUGACAAUGUUUUUUAUGAUUCAAGAAUCAGAAUGUGAAAAUUCGAAAGUGCACCAUACGGCUUCAUGGAUUUUUAGAAUAACUUCUCAGCCAUCUAUUUAUGCCCAUUGGCAAACGGAGUUGCUAAGAGCAUCGUCGCAGGGCCGGGCAAACACAGCGGUUACCUCUAAUCAUAGGCUGAGCUUGGGCUAAGGAGCCCAUAUAUUCUGGCCAGCGUAUUGGGGGCUUACACAGUGAAUCCUUGGGUAUCUCUUAGCCGUGUUCGAAGCUACCACUGGUAGCAUAUAAAUUUGUCGGCGCUCCGACUGACUGGCCAUCAUCUGGAACAACCUGCGCUCUAUUGAUGAGUUUCUGUCAAGGUAACUUGCUCAAUGAGGAUCAACUGUUCUUCCUAUUGCCGUGUCAUUAAUAGUUCUCGCAACUGGAAUGUUGUAUGUAAAUGUGCCUGUUUUUUAUUUUUAUUUCUUUCCUGUGAACCGGGGGUCAAUCUACUCGGGUAAAUGAAGACGAUGCUUAUUCUACAUAUUUCAGCAGGAGAUGUCUUCAUCGAGCUUCAUUUUAAGGUACAAGGUAUGUAUGUCAUGGACUUCUUUAGAGGUUAUCUUCAUCGUGAAGAUAUGGCCGCUUUAGCUGAACAAUGAAUUGUUCUAUCUUAAUCAUAGGAGCUAAGUUUAAAAUCCUUCUGAAGGAAUUUGUUACAUCUUGUUAAUGUUACAUUCAAGACCGUCGGAGGAGAAGAUGUGUAGACAUAUUUGUUGGCGGUGCCGACGACAUCGAUUGCGUCUGCUGAUCCGCACAACCUGAAAUUAGGACUUAAGUACGAUAAUUGGUUGUCAUCAACCUCAUCGCUCUUGCACAGCGUGUGAGCCUUAUCUGCUGUCAGUUUUCAUGUUGAAAAUAGGCGCACUGAAUCCAUAUGUAGUAUUGUUCUAGCAAACAACACGCAACGUAAUCAUCGUGGGCCGUUCAAUAAUAUUGCCCUUCCUUCUAGAGUUGCUUCAUGUAGGGUUGGGACUAUGGUGAGCUUAUUCGUACCAAUGGCGGAUUGAAUUACUUGUUCCAGAUUAAUGAAUAUCUUGGAAACUUAGAAACCAAUUUUUCUUCUGUAGCCAUUAGCAAUCAGAGAAAUUUUGUUUUGACUUCAUCUAGCUGACUACCUGCUGUCUUGGUAAUCGGCAGAUUCGUUGUACCGCUCCUUGGAUUAAUAUUUAGACUACCUAUCCUCCAUUCUAGCACAUUGGGCUCCUUUUACUCGUCACUUCUUUCUCUUGAUUAUGUUACAUGAAUGUUGGACGAUCAAAUGUUUACUCACUUGCCUGCAGCUGCUAAGAAGCCCGCGGACAACAGAAUUUUGAUUCAGCAUUUGAUCAGUGUUGGCUAAUUUUUUAUUCAUAAGACUUCAAGUACUACGUUACAGGCCUGGUGGGUCCUAUAAAACUGCAUUUGUCCUUGCAGGAGCCAUUGAUGUAAACAGUACUGUGCCCAAGGUUGAAAAUUUCAAAGCUCAUUGACCACCGCAUUUUUUGAUACAACCCAAUACAACUUCCUACACUUUAUGCUAGCUGAGUCAACCCAGAUGUUGGACCGUGUAGGCGGCUUGCGGAAUCGAGCCAUUUUCGAAGCAACCUCUCAUGACCAUGACUGCUAAUUGAGAUUUACUCUACACUUCUGAAGAAAUUUUCGUCAAACUGGUAAGCACUAUCUCCGCUCAGAAAAGUGGCUGCACUUCAUUUUAUUUUUGAUUCCACAUAGAAUCCAUAUAGAAGACUUGCAUUUGGGAGGUACUUCGAAAAGGGUGCAGUUGCCCCCUCAGGAGCUGUUAGUGUAAACAGUACUGUGGUCGAGGUUGAAAAUACCAGAGCUCAUUUGCCAUCACAUUUACUAAUACAACCUGCCAAAGGUGCCUGAAUUUUUUUACCCUAACCAGACCUUACGAAUGCAUGUGCAUGGUUUGAGAGAGUCGACUUCCCCGUGGCUACUGAUCGCAUUUUUUAUCCAAAGACUAUGCAGGACAUAGAAAUAGGAAAUGAUUUCCAUAUACAAAAAAGUGGGCUUCCUAGCAGAGUAUUUUGGGUAGUGCUGAAACGGUGCAAGCAGAAUUUUUUCAAGUGAGUUAUCACAUUAGUCAGUUUUCUUCUGUGCACGAAUUUAUAGUGAAUAUUAGUUGAAUCAGACUGCCAUCUAGCAACCAACCUCGGGUUCUCUUUCAGGCUCCAUAUCUAGCAGCAUACAUGUUUACCACGCAAUGCUGGCCAUGAGGAUUGCAUUUAUGCCACACUGUUAUGUACAACUCUGGUGAGUCCCAGAGAACUCAUUGAAAUUAUACGUCAUUGCAGUUUGGAUCCACUUUAUCUGAAUCCUGUGUCAUUCUAGAGGAAUCCUUAACCAAAGGAGCACCUAAUUUUGCGGUCGAUCGGCAUCUACCGUCCAGGACAAGGGGUUAUGAUACGGCACAAUAAUAAGUGUUUUUGUUGGAAUCUCCGGGUUUUUGGUUGAAGAGGCCUUCCUGUUCCACCAAUGAAAAUUCUGGCCUGGUCGUGGGUGCAAGGACAUUACAUGAUUAGUAGCCAAAGGUGCUUGACGUGGGGCCGUCUUAAUAUGGUUGGUAUCUAAUCUUAUCUCACCACUCGUACGUUUUUCAAGGUUGUCUAGUCAGUGUCACGAGUUGAUCCACAUUUGUAUUACACCCAUUCGUUUCUAUGUUAUGUUGGUAUCGGUAUGAGGCUAUCUAUGGAUAUUCAUGAUCCAUAACCCAAAAGAAAACUCUGGGUUACGUUGCAAAGAUUUGGGCAACAUCAAGUACUAAAAUUAUCAUAAUAUCUUUAAGCAACCAAGUUUAUGCAAAAUUGUUCUUUUAGAGGAUUAUGGUCAUCCCUCUACCGUUACUCUAAUCUACUUCCAAAUUUCCCAAAGAAACAGCUCAAAUGAAUCGUAUGUAAUGAAGAAAGGGCUCAUGAAUCAUGGCUCUUCUUACUUGUCAUCUCUGAUACCAUUAGAAACAUCCACUUUAAUGACUUUAUGCUGGUCAUGAAAUUGUUAAUUUUGCUUGUGCACGUCUGAAGCCUGGUCCCUCGACCUCAUGACAGUGAGCUGCACUGGUUAGCUCUCCCUUGAAAACCGAUCGCCUUUGCUUUUUGCAUCAUGUGAUCCAGCUUACCACCCGUUAUUAAAGAGUAAGAAAUCGUACAUGUAGCUCCAUCCAUUGAAGAGGGGACGGGCUGAUGAUGAUGACGCCAAGACCUCGUACUCCCAAGCUAUGUAUGAUAAUAACCCUACUACUGCAGCUGAGUUCCAUAGUCUACAUGUGUCGAUGUGCUUGAACCUAAACUACAGUUAACGUUUCCUCCUUUGUUGGCUACUGUAUGUUGCUACUCCUCAUGUACAGAGAGAUUCCGGUGUAAAGGUGUGGAGUCUUUGGCAUUUGAGUUGGUUUGCAGAGUGUGGUGUAUUCAGCUAUUUCUGCUUGACAUAUACGUUAUUCCGUAGUAAGAAUUAAACAUCUGAAUGGCUAGGAUCAGGAUUAUUUAGAAUAUCGUAUUCUGCUUUAGGAUAUUUUAAAGGAUAUUUUAAAGCGGAUAUUGAGGAGGAAAUAGUGAUUCUAGGUGUCGGCGUGGAGUUGCAUCUGUGAAGUUGUGCUACAUGCUCACUUGUUCAUUUCUAGAUGCAGAUUUCAGAGGUGAGGGAUUAUCAAACGGAACAAGUUUGUGAAUCUUAUUUGCAGAGGGAAAAUUCUUAUUAGGCAACAGCUAAAGCACCUGGGGGACAAGUAUCAAGUAUCAAGUAGCGCUCUGGAUUUGGAAUUAGACUAUACUCUCAUUUUUGCUUCAAGGAUACAUUAAAUGAUGGUGCAGCAAAUUUGAAAUCUAAACUCUGCAGAUUUUACUUCCCUCUAUAUUUGGCUGGAAAAGAGCCUGGUUGCGUCUGUAUUCAAGAAGAUUUCGGCUACUUACUGAGCAAUUUCCGAACCAUUCAGUGGAAUCGGGCAUGAAGUGCGUGCGAGGUCAGUGAGGAAUCUCUGUGACAUCGCCGUGUAGACAGGUUAAAAGUAGCUAGAUCUGAAAAGAUCUCUUAGCUUACCUCUUUGAAGUGCUGAGGCAAACUGAACAUGAUUAGCAAUAACACAAAACUAAAAGAAGGAUAAAGCUAAAGAUUUGUGCAUACACGGGGGGUUGCUAGAAACCUCAUGUGACUCGGUUGGUAAAUGGUGAUCAUGGCUUCCUCGUCGAACGUGCCACUAUCAGAGAUAGAAUUGCCGCCUGGUUUUAGGUUCCACCCUACAGACGAGGAGCUUGUGCUGCAUUAUCUUUGGCGGAAGGCAGAAUCAGAGAUGUUCUCCAUCCCUGUUAUCACCGAGCUUGAUCUCUACAAAUUCGACCCUUGGGACCUUCCAGGCAAGGCUAUUUUUGGAGAAGGAGAGUGGUAUUUUUUCAGCCCAAGAGACAGGAAAUACCCAAAUGGAGCUCGCCCUAACCGAGCUGCAGCUUCCGGAUACUGGAAAGCCACGGGCACAGAUCGACCAGUGCACAAAGCUUCCCGUGGGACACUGCAAAAAAUUGGGGUGAAAAAAGCGUUGGUCUUUUACAAGGGUCGAGCACCCAAGGGUGUGAAGACUGCCUGGGUCAUGCAUGAAUAUCGCCUUGCUAAUGGCAUGUGCUCCCCUUCAAGCAUUCACAGAAAGCCAGACUCUUUGAGAUUGGAUGAUUGGGUACUUUGUCGAAUACUCCAUAAGAGCCCAAGUGUGCAAAGGGCAUCAGGCAAAGUGCGAAGCAGCUCCAACGUCGAAGAGGUACUACCUUCACUACCCGAAAUGGAAAAUUCAAGCUUUGUGAUGCCAAGCAUGGGUCGCGGAUCAUGUGGACUGUUGGAUGUAGACACAUUGUGGGAAGAAAAGGCGAAUUUGGCAGAAGAGCGGCUCAUGAACCACCAACUUCUCAACAAUGCAUCAGCAAUGCAACCUAUUUCUAGUUGGAUGAGUAAUCAGACAGCCCAAUUACAUCUCAACAGUUAUUUUGACGGCCUUUUAGCAAUUUCUGAACCCUUUUACCUAGGCUCUAUGUCUACUUUCGAUUCUGCGAACACACACACGCUUCUACCUGUCGCUGUGAGUGAACAAUCAGCUACUGUUAGCACGUUUUCAAGUUUUCCUUCUUCCCGUACCCAUGAAUAUCCAGAUCAUUCCGUAGGAUAGUUUGGUGCGUAGUUACUCUCCUGACGUCCUUCGUUAGGAAGCUAAUGUCAGAGUCGUACCUGAGAGUCAAGACCACAACUCAAUUCGCUCACUCACUGUCAGCAGUAAUCACAACUCAAUUCGUAGCACAGCUUUAACGGCAAAGCCAGGUGAUUACGAAAGUUCAGAAUUAAUAGAUUAAAUAUUAUUCUGGUAA